Acanthopagrus latus (yellowfin seabream) is the source of this 8799-nucleotide messenger RNA. RefSeq names its product lysine (K)-specific demethylase 6B, b (gene kdm6bb). The coding region runs from base 475 to 5724 and encodes 1749 amino acids. The transcript is spliced from 22 exons. Gene Ontology annotation, cellular component: MLL3/4 complex. The record is from RefSeq and is a predicted model, not a curated record. NCBI's taxonomy places the organism in Eukaryota, Metazoa, Chordata, Actinopteri, Spariformes, Sparidae. Gene Ontology annotation, biological process: heart development; regulation of gene expression. Gene Ontology annotation, molecular function: histone H3K27me2/H3K27me3 demethylase activity; RNA polymerase II cis-regulatory region sequence-specific DNA binding; chromatin DNA binding.
UCUCCUCCGGUGACUGACAGCUGGCUAGGGGCCCGCCUCGCCGGUCUCCUUGCAUGGAUCGGUCGGCUGCGAGAGCCCGAGCAUCAGAGAGUGGAGUGGAAACAGGAAGAAGGAGGAAGAGGGGGAAGAAAGGAGACAGAGAGGAGAGAGAGAGAGAGAGAGAGAGAGAGGAUCGGGUGAGAGACAAGGUGGCGAAGGAGUGAAAGAGAGGAAAAGGGGAGCAGAGAGGGGCGUGUGGACCAAAGAGGACAAAGAGGAAAAAAAAAGAAAGAGCGAGCGGAGGAUGAGUGCGUCUAUUUAAAGGGAUCCGAGACUGCACGGGUCUGCCGUCUUGCUAUUCCUGACUGGCGAGCAUCAUCAAAUUUAGACCAGAGUCUGUCUCCCCCCUCUCCUCUCGGCUCUCCGCUGUAAGGCUGUUUCUUGCUCCCAGGUGUGAAGUGGAGGGCCUCCCAAACACAGACCAAGACUGGCUGCAUGUAUCACCCAGCAGAGCUGUACUCUGGCCGUAACACAUGGGACUCCUAUCCAGCUGGAGGACCUAACAGAGGACAAUGGGCUCCUGUAAACAGUCGCCCCUGGAGCCACACACAAAGAUGCCAAGAAGGGCGCAAUCAAUCGCAUCAUCCACCAUCUAGUCGUCUUUAUAAUAGGGGAGAGAGAGCAGUGAACCAUGUCCAGGACAAGAGUAUCUCUAAGGGGCACAGACAGCCGCUACGUCUUUGGGAUGGCAAAGAACGGCCGUUUGAGGCCCAGAACUGGCAUCACAACUCCACACGCUCAUUCCACAACAGAGCUGGCACCAACAACAGUUAUCUAACAGGGCCAGGAGACCGCUACGCAAACUGGGACAACAAUGUCAGCAACUCUGUGCAUGGGGGUCCUCGCCUGCAUCGCAACAACAGAGAACUCCAGUCCCCACCAGAGAGAUGGGCCCCCUCAGACUGCCGCAGGAGCUUUCCAGACAGGAUGAUAAACAACAGACCAGGACCCUGGAAGCGGCCAGUCCUCCACCAACGGCGAGACCAACUGCACCAGCACAGUCCACCUCCACAGCACCCUUUAUCCCCGAGGGAAGAGUGUCCAGCUAAGAGGAGACGGGACUCUGGCCCUGAUCAGUCAUCUCAUCCUGGAUCAAGGCACAUACCAUUACUUGCCCAUGCCCCAUCACCACCUCGCCACCACCGGUCUAACCAAGAUGACUGGAAGCCUCUGAAUGAUAGGGGGGGUCCUUGUCACUACUCUGACCACAGGACCCCAACAACACAGCAACAGGAAACCUCGAAACUGCGAGUGGGAGGACAUAGCUUCCUUAACAAUAAUCCAGCAGCUCUUAACCAGAGUUGUGGCAGCAGACCACCACAACAUGGAAGCAGAGGGAAGGUCGACCGGAAAAUCUCGUCUUCACCAGCAGACCACACACGUGUGCCUUACAGCCACCAAAACCAUCAUUACCACUAUCAGCGGCACACAGGCCACCCCAGAGCUCCGCAGCACAACCAAUCGCUACACCUUGAGGAAAAGGACUCACGGAGCUAUCACCACAAACAAAGCACAGAACCUCAGCGCACUCAUCAAAGGGUCAUUAUAAGGGAUCCAGCCACCUCUAAGUCUUCUGGUGCAGACUCACCUCCCUACUCAUCCCUCCUUUGCAGUACUAAAGAUGGAGAUUCUACUGCCAGCAGUCCCCGUUCUCCUUCCAGUCCCUCUUCCUACACGUCGGCUAUUGGUAGAAAAGAUCCAUCGAACAUUCAUCAGCCUAGUCCUGGCCUAACUGGACAGCAGAAACUCCAGGGAAGUCCAAAUCACACCCUGCGAGCUAACCAGACAUCUACCACAUCUCACGCUGGUCAAAAAUCCAGGUUUUCAGAUGUCAAAUACAGAAAGACCUCACAGCCCCUCUGCUCACGACAGUCCCCCCACAGCAGAUCAAGAGCAAACAAGCCAGAUAAGGAGUUGGAAGAACACAAAAAAUCUGAUAAGGUGGUGAAAAGGGAGAGAAAGGGUGAUGUUCAAAAGACAAACAGAAAAGGCGAAGAAAGAAAAAGGCGUAAGAAAAAAGAUGAAAAAAGGAUGGCUGAAAGAAAAAAGAAGAGGGAUAAAUCAGCAAAGAGGGAAAGAAAGGUAGGCUUGAAAAGUAAAGCCACAGAAAAAGAAUUGUUUACUUCCAUCUCUACUUCCAAUUCCUCAGGAGAUGCCAAAAUGAGUAAAAUGGAGACUACAACUCUGUCUCCCGAGAAUCAAGGCCAGUCACCAUCCAAACACAAGCACAGGGUGAGGAGUGAACGAGGAGAGAGGACACACAGGCCGUCCACAAAUACUCCUCAUCCCAGCUGCACUUCACCACAGCCAUCCUCAAAAUCUGAAAAUCACAAAAUACCCAAGAAGAACAGCAGUCUCCCAAAACCUUCUCUCAAGAAACAGCUAAUACAAUCUCUUCCCAGUAACACCAGUCCCAAGCAGAAAAGCAAGAAGUCCACCGUUGUCUCAUCCCAUUCGGAAAAAGGACGAAAAGCAAAGCCUGAUGACACACUCCCCUCCCUUUUAUUUAAAGCCUUAGAACCACUCACUACAGCCUGUUCUAUUAGCUUAGAGCAGCCUAGGCAGGGCAAAUAUGGUGGGCGGGGAGGGAUUCUUAAUGCCCCGGACCUACAGCCUGUGGCGGUGAUGGGAAACUUUCAGGAAAUGGGAGACAACCUUGCAAAUACUCCACCCGUUCUCAGUUGGCAGGGCUCUCCAGUCUCAGUUCUGGGAGAAGACGAGGAGGAGCUAGAAAAGGGAGUGAUAAGUAGACCUGUCCUCCAGCCAAGCCCCACCCAGUGCUUAUCUCCUCCUCCUGUUGACAGUGAAAGCUUUGAUGAUUUGAGUGACGAGCCUUGUGAAGGUAAACUUGCCAAUUUUUCCCCCAAUGGUACAUCUGAACUAUGUGAUCUCUCCUGUGCAACCAAACAAGAUUCUGAAGAGGACAAGAAAGAAGAGGAGGACAGCUUUGGCAAAAAUUCCGGCUCUCUUCUUUCUGAGCUUCGCCACCAUAAAACUGGUUUGGACGACGUCUUCAAGAGCCUGGCCACCUUUCUUGGAGGCCAGAGGGUCACAUGCCGAGGUGGUCCAUUUGGGGGGACUCCUGCUGGCACUGCCAGAGGAGUGAAGUACUCUUCUUCUCUUGAAUUGGGGCCUGAGAUCCAAGAGCAUCAGGAUUUCUCCCCUGAGUCAGAUCCCACACCUUCAUCAAAACCUGAUAAUCAGUCACCAUCUCGCACUACCUCAGACACACUUUCAAAAUCCCACAGUCCGGCAGAUCUGAGGGAGCCUGUAAAGGACACACCACUGAAAGAGCAGCAGGAAGAAAUUGGGCAUGAUGUAAAAGAGAAACCAGAGGGUAAGGAUACAGAGAUCCUCACUGCGAGAGAAGAGUCAUCGCUUAUGGAUGGGUCACUGAGUGCACAGCUGAGGCUGACCACAACACAUACAGCCUCCUUCACCAGCCUCAUUACUGUCUCUACCAAGGAAGAGAGAGUGAAUACCGAAGAGACACAACACAUAGGUACAGACAGAAAAAGAAAACAAAAGGCUGAGGAUGGAGGAAGAGAAGGUGAGAUCAGGAUUAAGAUAAAGACAGAAGAAAGCAGCAUAAUCUGUCCUAAAAACAAAGCAAAUGAAAUAAGUGGCAUGGAAGAAAAGGAUGUUUCAUCCUCAGUAAUCUCCAGAAACUCUCCAAGACCUCUGAAAGAUAGUACGAAGGGCCAGUUUCCUCAGGAAAAUCAAACUUCGCAUGGCAAAGACAUCCAGAGAAAAAAAGCAGACUCUGGGAACACUGAGGGAAAGAUACUAACGGAAAAGAAGGAGGACAGCGGUGAGUUAGAAAAUAUUUCCUCGGCAGCCGCAAACACAAAUACCAAGACAUCUAGCUCAGCGUCAACAGUAACAAUCAACACAUCCCAAUUAUGUGUGUCCACACCAGCAAGUAAACCUCCCAGCUCAUUAGCUCCAGUCGACCCACUGAAACUGAAAGCAUUGUCCAUGGGCUUGUCUAAGGAGCUAAAGAUCCUCUUGAUUAAAGUGGAGAGUGGUGGAAGACAAACAUUCAACAUAUCCGAGGUUGAGGAGCCGAGAAUUCCACUUUCCAAGAUUAGCAUUGAAAACAAGGCAGCUGAAGUGGUCAGAGCGUGCAAGGGGACAAGGGUGAAGGGGAAAUUCAAGGAGUCCUUCCUGCUUCCUGCCUUCUCUGUUAAACCUAGAAUUUCCAUUGACAUCCCAAUUCCUCGAGAGAAGCUCAACCCUCCGACACCAAGCAUCUAUUUGGAGAGCAAGAGGGAUGCCUUCUCUCCAGUUCUGCUCCAAUUCUGCACUGAUCCCAAAAACGCUGUCACUGUCAUCAGAGGCCUUGCUGGCUCCCUCCGCCUUAACCUUGGUUUGUUUUCCACCAAAUCCCUGGUUGAGGCCAAUGCGGAGCACGCAGUUGAAGUGAGGACUCAGGUUCAGCAGCCCGCUGAUGAGAACUGGGAUUCCAGCGGUUCAUCGCAGACGUGGCCAUGUGAAAGCAGCCGCUCCCACACCACCAUCGCCAAAUACGCCCAGUACCAAGCCUCCAGCUUCCAGGAGAGCCUGCAGGAGGAGAAGGAGAGUGAGAAUGAAGAGGAAGGAGAGGAGAGCAGCAUGUCUUCUGACCCAUCAGCCGCCUCCAAAGCCCACAGUAAAGCCGCCGCCAUCUUCAGCAAAGUCCAACCUGUUAACACAAACAGCUCAGAGCAGAAAACAGCGGGAAAGGUCAUUAAAUUUGGGACCAAUAUUGAUCUCUCCGACCCUAAAAGGUGGAAGCCUCAGCUGCAGGAGCUGCUGAAGCUGCCAGCUUUCAUGCGCGUGGAAUCCAGCAACAACAUGCUCAGUCACGUCGGUCACACCAUCCUGGGCAUGAACACCGUGCAGCUCUACAUGAAGGUGCCAGGCAGCCGCACACCAGGUCAUCAAGAGAACAACAACUUCUGCUCAGUCAACAUCAACAUCGGGCCUGGGGACUGUGAGUGGUUCGCUGUUCACGAGCACUACUGGGAGGCCAUCAACAAAUUCUGUGAGAAGCAUGGAGUGGACUACCUGACAGGGUCCUGGUGGCCGGUCCUAGAAGACCUCUACAGCUCCAACAUCCCUGUUUACCGCUUCAUUCAGAGGCCGGGAGACCUGGUGUGGAUCAAUGCGGGGACCGUACACUGGGUCCAGGCAGUGGGCUGGUGCAACAACAUCGCCUGGAACGUGGGGCCACUCAACUCGUACCAAUAUCAACUCGCCCUGGAGCGCUUCGAGUGGAACGAGGUGAAGAAGGUGAAGUCGAUCGUCCCCAUGAUUCAUGUCUCCUGGAAUGUGGCUCGCACCAUCAAGAUCAGCGACCAGGACACCUACAAGAUGAUCAAACACUGCCUGAUGCAGUCCAUCAAGCACAUCCAGAUUCUGAGGGAGCAGCUGGUGGCUGCAGGGAAGAAGAUCUGUUACCAGAGUCGCGUGAAGGACGAGCCGGCCUACUACUGUAACGAGUGUGAUGUGGAGGUGUUUAACCUGCUGUUUGUGACCAGCGAGAACAGCACUAAGAAGAGCUACGUGGUGCACUGUGAGGACUGUGCCCGAGCUAAGAGCCCGUUGCUGGCAGGAGUAGUGGUGCUAGAACAGUAUCGGACGGAGGAGCUUAUGAAAACCUACGACAGCUUCAUUCUGGCUCCGUCACCCUUUUCAAAGUGAGGACUCCUCCCGCGGCGUCUUUCAGCCAUAAACCAAAACUCUAAUGGCAGCAGCACAAAUGUUGCCUUCAAGGGGCAAUCUAUUCCCGAGACACCACUCUCCGAAGAAUCAGCCAAUCACGUUUACUCACUAUUGUUUACAUCACACAAUAAGGUAUGGAUACUACAGCAACUGUCCAACUCUAGCUCACUGUCUUCCCCAUACCAGCUGCUGAUUGGACGUGUGUUUUGAAAAAUAGAAUGACUAGACUGGUACUUCUCAUGAAAAGCAUUUCAGACAUGUACAAAAAAAAAAAAAAAAAAACAGGAAAAGGGAAAAAAAAAUGUGAGCACUGCUAGCACUGAAAAUCAGGUUAUAUGUUCAACGGACACUGCUGUGAUUCAAAAAGAGCGUCAAGUAGCCGGUUCUGUGUAUUGAUUCAGGUACUUUUAUGCAAAUUCAGUAGAACUUUUUUACACCAAUCUAGUUAUUCUAUAUGUCCAUGAAUUUGCUGUGAUUCUGUUGUACCAGCAGGGGAAUGGCUUCACAGGAGAAGUAGCUGAUUGUCACAUUUGGUAUCGUAUUUGGUUCCUUGUUUUUUCGUUUGGUAUUCAGGUAAAAACUCUGACAUUUGUAAUUCCUGUCUGUAUACUCGCGGAGGUGCUAUUCCAAUUUAUUCUCGUUAGAUACUUAAGGAAGAAAAAAAAAAGUUUUACCAGCCUAGAAGUACACCACAUUGGCCUUGCGAACUGUAUUUAGAGGAGAGCUUAAUUCGAGGAUUAAACACCCAACAAAUAGGUUUUAUGUAAGUAAAAAGAGAAGAAAAAAAAUCAAAAGCUUUUAUCAGUUUCUCUAAAAUACGGGUUUACCAGAGGACUAAUAUGGUUUCAUUCUUUGUUGGAAAUCAAGUAUGUAAAUGGAAACUUCAGCUCGAUAGUUGUUUGUGUGGUUCCUUUGAAUCGCCCUCAGAACAGACACAGUGUCGUUUUAUUUUUUAAUUUUUGGAAACGGGAGAACAAUCCCAGUUUUUAUACCUCUUUUUUUUUGUUGCUAUGUUCUCGUUUCUAGAUGACGGAUGAGAAAAUUAAAUAACUGUACAUUGUGAAUGAAUUUAUGGGAUACACAAGUGGUGUGCAUCGAUGGGCUAUACGGAGGGGGAGGUGGGGGAAGGGGAAGAGGAAGUUGGUCGCCAUUGAUGUUUGUGUCAAUGAAGUGUCUGUUAACAGUCUGAAAGAAGACCAAAGAGACACACAAUCAUAAUCUUAUGAUGCAAAAACCAAUGAGGCCGAACAGAUGAGCGGACUGAACAGAGUUCUCAUGGUGCCCCCGAACAUCUGUUUUGACGGGCCUCAGCUCCGUGCACUGCCAGGGGAGGGGAGGGGAGGGGCUUCAUUUACUGCAUUUACCGGUAUUAAAAUGUCGCGGAGCACAUGAUUUCAGACGUGACAGGAAAAGGCUCAGUCAUCAUUCUUCCUCUCUUCAAAAUAAAACCUCUCAUUUUGUUGACGUUUGGCUUUUAAAUGCUGUGUUAAAUCAACGGCAAUAUAAUUUAUACUUCUUCAAAGCAGAGCCCGGCCGAUACUAGAUUUUCGAGGAUGGUGCUGUUAUUGUAAUUUGAGAUUUUUUUGAAAGAAAUCGGAUAACCAUACAUCAAUCUACAAGUUUUUUUUGUUUUGUUUUCAAUAAAGAUCAUAGGCUGCAUCUGCAGUCUUGAUGCAGAACCCCUAAUGUAAAGGUGCCAUAUGUAAGAAUUCAUACUCAAUACAACUAGGGUGCGGCGUAUCGCUAGAAUAACUGCCAACUGCUGCAGACUGUAGCUGCUGUUAGCCAGUUAGCUCAGUUAGCUGUGCAGCUAGCAAGUCCAAACUGGGAGCUUUUGAGCCCCGCAUUAAAUACAAUCAUCACUCACUUCGCCAGAUUGUAUUCACAUGCAAUGAUUCGGUUGCAUGUCCGAGGCCUAUUUUUAUUUUAUUGUUUUGUUCAUUUAAAUGAAUGUUCAGCUAAACUAUAAGCAUUCUGAUAAAUAACGACUUCCAGAUCCUGCUCCUGCCCCCCAUCAGUCCGUGCACACCAUUCACUGUACAUACUGUAUCUGUUUUUUCAGGUUUACUAGAAGACUUAUGUAGUUUUGUUCUCAAUCAAGAAUCUAAUUUGUAUAUGGUCAAAUUUGUCCACCUCAGUCACUUGUUUUUGUUGUUGCUAUAUUAUAAUACACCCUAAAAAAAUAUUCCUGUUUCACUCUAGUUUAAAUUACUGCAAUGGGAAUGUGAUUCCCACUUUUAUACCUCUUUUUGUUGUCAGUUUCUGUUUUUUGGAUUACAGAGAAAAAUGGAAAAAUUGUAAAUUGUGACAUUAUUUAUACUGUACAUGGUUGUUUUUUUUUCUUAUAUAUUUAUUGCAUAUCAAAUGGUACUUCACUUGAUAAGGGGCUACAAGGUAUUUUAAAAAAUGUAGUAAGGUCAUAAUGUGCGGAUAGGGGAAGUGCAAUCAGAGGGCGGUUUAAUUAUCAUGGUGCUAGACCCCUCCUUGCCUCAAUGCCCCCUCAUUAACAACAUAAUGAUGUAUGAGCAGAAAGUCAGUGACACAACUCAAACCGACCGGUUGGUGCUUCGAAAAAACCAUUUCAACACAGUUGCUUGUAACAGAAAUGGAAUGAUGUCUUUGUACUGUAUCUAUCAGAUGAAUACAAGAUCUUUUAAAAAAUGUUCUUUUCCAUUGUAUGAAAUUCAUAAUCUCGUGAGGCAUUAGUGGUUUUAUGAUGAGCAUUAGCAGUAGUUGUAAUUCUUGACACUUUUGCAGAGAAUUUUAGGGAUGUGACUUUUGAUGACGUCGAGGUUUUCGGGGUUUUUUUUUUUUUUUUUGGUUUUUUUUUGGUGUGUCUUCUUGUCCUCAUUAUUCGUAUUAUUUGGCGGAUGUAAUAAUGCUCUUUUUUUUUUCUUCUUCCUCUUGACUUGUUUUUGAUUUAUGCUGCACUUAUUGUUUCAAAAAGAACUCACAUAGAAGAAAACCUGAGCCAGACCUGUCUUAAAUCCCUCUGUGAUUUUUCUGUGACAUAUUGUAUUGUUGUUCAAGAAAAUAAAAUGUUUUGAUAAAUUA